Messenger RNA from Canariomyces notabilis, 699 nucleotides. RefSeq lists its product as uncharacterized. NCBI's taxonomy places the organism in Eukaryota, Fungi, Ascomycota, Sordariomycetes, Sordariales, Chaetomiaceae. The coding region runs from base 1 to 699 and encodes 232 amino acids. Gene Ontology annotation, molecular function: ubiquitin conjugating enzyme binding; zinc ion binding; ubiquitin protein ligase activity. Gene Ontology annotation, biological process: ubiquitin-dependent protein catabolic process; protein polyubiquitination; positive regulation of proteasomal ubiquitin-dependent protein catabolic process. Gene Ontology annotation, cellular component: cytoplasm; ubiquitin ligase complex. The transcript has 4 exons. The record is from RefSeq and is a predicted model, not a curated record.
AUGGCCACCCAUGGCGAACUCGAAUGUAUCAUCUGCGCCUCCCCCAUCUCACCAUCCACCUACGACACUCAUAACAGUUUGAACAAGACGCCACUCCCCGUUCUACCCUGUGGUCACAUCCAAUGCCUUCCCUGCCUGCGACGAAACUUCACAAUCUCCCUCCGCAGCCUGCCAUUCCAGCCGGCGCGGUGCUGCGGCCGCGACGGCAUCGAGCCGUCCCUGCUGCGGGCCUGCCUGGCGCUGUCGUCGCGCGAAUCGCACGCCUACCGCGAGAAGCUGGCCGAGCACGACGCCAGGCACAAGGUCUACUGCUUUGACCCCCGCUGCAGCGCCUUCAUCCCCGAGGCCCUGCGCGUCGGCGGCCGCACCGCCAGGUGCCGGCGCUGCUGGGCCAGGACUUGUCUCCGGUGUGGCGCGAAGGCGCAUUUCGGGCCCUGUGGAGAGUUAGGGGAGGGAGGGGGAACGGAAAUUGGGGUUCAGGGGACGGUGAAGGGUGAGAGCAAGCAGCGGAAGGCGCCCUCGGAUGACGAGAGGUUUAGGAGAUUGUCCAAGGAGAAGGGAUGGAAGCCGUGCCCGAAUUGCAAGCGGUGGGUCGAGAAGACGGACGGGUGCAACCACAUCGCUUGCCUCUGCGGCACUCACUUUUGCUAUCGCUGCGGCCGAGCGCCGUACGGAAACCACGGGGAGUGUGCCAUGUGA